AUGGACCCUGGAAGGUUCUGGAAGGAUUGGAUGGAGGUGGAGAUGGAAUCGGAGAGGGUGGAAGGGGGAAAGAACAAAACGAAAUCUGAAACAGUAAAUGAUGAAAGUGUUCAUGAUCAUUUGAAAGAUGGUUCGCCACCUAACAUAGAAGACAUUGAGAAUGAGGAUAAAGAUUUUGAUAGAGAAAGUAAGAGACCUAGGUUAAGUACUUCAAAAGUUUGGGAUCAUUUUAUGAAAAUUGGUAUUAAAGAUGGUAAAGAAAAGGCAAAAUGCAAUGCAUGUGGAACAGAGUAUGUUGCUGGUGGUAUGAAAAUAGGGACCUCAACAAUGUUGCGUCAUUUAUCAAAGUGCUCGGUCCUAAAGAAAUUAAAAGACAAUGACAUAGGGAAAAUGAUAAUUGAUCAUGCUGGGAAAUUAAGAUCUAGAGAAAUUGACCAAAAAGUUGUAAAUGACCUUAUUUCAAUGGUUAUUAUUCAACAUGGACUUCCAUAUAAUUUCUUUGAAUAUAAAUGGAUUAAAGAAUUACUUCUAUAUCUAAAUCCAGAAGUAAGAGUUCCAAGUAGGAAUACAGUUGUGUCUAAUAUUUCAAAGAAAUUUCAUGAACACAAAGAGAGGGUUAAACUUGCGAUGUGUAAAUCUCAUAGUAGAAUUUGUUUGACAUCUGAUUGUUGGACUUCUAUAAAUCAAGAAGGGUUUAUUUGUUUGACUGCUCAUUUUGUUGAUGCUAGUUGGAGGUUGAAUAGUAAGAUUAUUGCCUUUUGUAAAAUGGAACCUCCACAUAUAGGUCAUGAUUUGGCACAAAAAAUAGUUGCUCUCUUGCUUGAUUGGGAAAUAGAUAGGAAGAUUUUUUCUAUUACACUCGACAAUCCUAAUGCCAAUGAGGUGUUGCAAAAAAUUUUGAGUGAGCAAUUGAAAUUGUGUAGUGCACAUGUCUUGAAUAUUAUUGUGCAAGAGGGAUUAAAGGUGGCUUCUGUUGCUUUGCAAAAGAUUAAAGAGAGCAUAAAAUAUGUGAGAGGAUCAGAGGCAAGAAAAAUUGCAUUUAAAGAAUGUGUUAUUCAAGUGAGGGGUAUUGAUACCAAAGUAGGUUUGAAAAUGGAUGUUCCUACUAGAUGGAAUUCUACCUAUCUUAUGCUUGAGAGUGCAAUUCGAUAUCGACGCGCCUUUGGAAGUUUGGCUAUCCGUGAUAGAAAUUAUUUUCAUUAUCCGUCAAAUGAUGAGUGGAAAAAGGCUGAAAAAAUGUGUGAGUUCUUGAAGCCGUUUUAUGUAAUGACUAAUUUGAUUUCAGGUUCUUCUUAUCCAACUUCUAACCGUUACUUCAUGCAAGUUUGGAAAAUUGAAUGUUUGUUACGAGAAAAUGUAAAAAGUGAUGAUAUGACGAUUAAAAAUAUGUCAUUGAGUAUGAUGAACAAGUUUAGUAAGUAUUGGGAUCAAUAUUAUGACAUUCUUGCUAUUGGGGCUAUUCUUGAUCCAUGGAUGAAGUUUGAAGCCAUUCGAUUUUGUUAUAGAAAGAUUAAUCCUUCUACUUUUGAAGAAAAAAUUAAUGUUUUAAAGGAUAACAUGCAUAAGUUGUUUGAAGAAUAUGUCAAAUUAAAUUCAAAUGAGUCAAAUACUUCAAGUUCUCAAGUUGCUCCUCCAACAUAA
This is a messenger RNA of Vigna angularis (adzuki bean), 1641 nucleotides long. Its product is annotated as zinc finger BED domain-containing protein RICESLEEPER 2-like. The record is from RefSeq and is a predicted model, not a curated record. Bases 1 to 1641 code for a protein of 546 amino acids. Lineage: Eukaryota; Viridiplantae; Streptophyta; Magnoliopsida; Fabales; Fabaceae. The transcript has 3 exons. Gene Ontology annotation, molecular function: DNA binding.